AUGCCUGGUUGUUGGGAAGGACCCGGCGGCUCACACGAGGCUGAUCAAGAUGGCACUCUGUUAGAUGGCGUUGUGCGCGAAGUUCUCGAGGAAACAGGUCUGCAUGUUUCGCGGAUUGUGGAGCUCGCGGGGGUCGAUGGGUGGACACAUCAGCGGCGCAGCGAUGGACAGUUUUUUCGUGUUGCCAAGUACUCGUUCAUUGUCGAGGUCUAUGAAUCCAUGCGAGAACUAUCUGGUUCUUCGCAGCUGGUUCCUCGCAGUGAUAUUCCUGUGGUGUUGGAAGUUGGUGCACAUGAUUUAUUUGAGUGGGCGACCGAGGAGGACGUUCGCGCAUCUCUACAGCCUGGCGCAGGACGAUUCAAAUUUGGGCCUUUGGUGGGGCCCAUUGUUGCUCGGACUUUUUUACUGAACAGAGAAUCUAAACAAAAGUAA
Molecule: messenger RNA, 432 nt
Organism: Penicillium verhagenii
Lineage: Eukaryota; Fungi; Ascomycota; Eurotiomycetes; Eurotiales; Aspergillaceae
Product: NUDIX hydrolase
Exons: 1
Coding region: 1-432 (143 amino acids)
Source: RefSeq, a predicted model, not a curated record